GCAAAGACUUCUAGUUAUCAAUCUAACAAGUAACUUUCGCCGCCAGCCUCAUCACUUAGGAGGGUGAUACGUUUAAGAUAAGAUAGCACGAUCAUGGAUCAGUUAGAAAGCUCCUUUAACGCAGAAAAAAAGAUCUGGUCCGGCAGAAAAGUGAAGCCAAUUUACAACCCCAAAUUGACCAUUGGUGAACUAAUUCGGUCAACAUUGCAACGUAAUCCUAAAAGGAUUGGUCAGAUUUAUGAUGAUAAUGGAGUGCAACUCACUAAUGGCGAGCUUCUACUACGCUCCUACAAAAUCGGAUACCACCUGAUGGAAAGGUGGAACCUACAGAAUACGGAUGUGGUCGGACUUAUAGCCAGAAACACAGAAAACCUAGCUCCUCUUGUCUUCGGGCUGUUCUUUUGUGGUGUGUCAGUUAAUACCUUGGAUACGUCUUUCAGUAAAGAUGAAAUUGUCAACAUAUUCAAGUUCACAAAACCUAAACUGGUCUUCUGCGAUGCUGACAUGUAUCAAGCAGUUAAGGAUUGUUUGGAAAUAUUGGGGAAUCCUGCCGCAAUCUAUACUGUAACUGGAAAAUUAGAAGAACAACUGGCCACAUCAGUAGAUCAGAUCCUUGAUCAAGUAACGAUUGAGGACGCACAGAAGUUCAGGCCCAGUGAACCCGAAGAUGCCACAAAUCACCCCGUUAUGAUAGUUUGCUCAUCAGGGACAACUGGACCAGCCAAAGGAGUGUGCGUAUCACAUAAUUCCUUGCUCCAAAGCAGUAAUUUCAGGGUUUUUGAACGGACCGAUAUCCUGUUAUGCUUCAGUUCCUUGUACUGGCUGUCAGGAGUAUUCUCACUUCUUUUGGGAACCAUCCUCGGUUUAACGAGGAUAAUCACUAGUCAACCAUUCACUCCCGAGUUAAUGCUACGCUUGAUAGAAAAAUAUCGAGUUACAUCCAUCUUAACGCCACCAUCGCAACUAGCAAUGAUGCUUCAAUGUCCUGACAUCAAAACCAGGGAUUUAUCUAGUCUUCGUGAAUACCUUUGUGGAGGUAGUUUUGUUGCCCCUACACUUUGCGAUAAGAUGGAAGAGCACCUUCCAAACGGGAAGAUGAUAGUUGCAUACGGAUCAACGGAAAUGGGAGGACUUUGUACUAUGAAUGUGAAUCCAUCCAAGUAUGGAUCAGUUGGAAAGCUGGUUGAUAACCUUCAAAUGAAAAUUGUCGACGAUGACGGUGUUCCAUUGGGACCAAACGAAAACGGAGAAAUUUGUGUGAAGCCCAGUCAUAAAUUUCUGGGUUACUAUGGCCGCAUGGAGGAUCUAGACUCUGUUCUAGAUUGUGAAGGUUGGAUUCAUACCGGAGACGUUGGCCAUAUUGAUGACGACGGGUUCUUAUUCAUAGUAGAUCGGAAGAAGGAAAUUAUGAAAUAUAAAAAUUUCCAUUUCUCACCAAGUGAACUUGAAAGUUUUCUUUUGGGCAUCCCAGGAAUUAGUGAAGUUUGUGUUUGCGGAAUCCCAGAUCCAAUCUUCACCGAUCUUCCAGCGGCUCUCAUUGUACGCAGCAAAGACUCAAACAUCCAAGAAAAGGAUAUUGACGAUUAUAUGAAGAGCCAAUUAUCGGAUCACAAACAAUUACGCGGUGGAAUUUAUUUCGUAGACAGUUUGCCCAUGACGGCAUCAGGAAAGUAUAAACGAAAAGUGGUGAAAGAAAUUGCUAUUGAGUUAUACAAGGAGAGGGUGAACAGCAAGAAUAACUUACUCAAAGUAAAUUAAAUAAUUAAAUAACAAAA
Molecule: messenger RNA, 1775 nt
Organism: Hermetia illucens (black soldier fly)
Lineage: Eukaryota; Metazoa; Arthropoda; Insecta; Diptera; Stratiomyidae
Product: probable 4-coumarate--CoA ligase 3
Exons: 5
Coding region: 94-1758 (554 amino acids)
Biological process (GO): fatty-acyl-CoA biosynthetic process; long-chain fatty acid metabolic process
Molecular function (GO): long-chain fatty acid-CoA ligase activity
Source: RefSeq, a predicted model, not a curated record